AUGAAUACAAUUGUUUUGAUGUCAAAUUACCAAUAUCCAGUAAAGCUGAAAAUUUACAUCCCUUGUGACCUAGAAAGUCCUCCUCUAGAGAAACUUGCAGAGCCUGACCAGCUCACCAGAGUCUCAGGUAUCCCGGGGUUCCAGGAAGAGAACCUGCAGGGCCCUUGGGUGAAGCUGCACCUCAGUAAUGGGAACGGAGCACAGCUCCCAGCCUCAAUUUCUGUUUGCACUUAUGAUGUGGAUCAAAUUCUACUGGACGCCCAGCAUGAACCAGAUGAUGUCACCCCCAGUGUCCACUGUGAUGACCCACAAGAUACUAGAGUUUCUGAACUAGACACCCACAGUGUUGGAGGAAAAACAGCCCUCAGCCCGAAGAUUAUAUCAAGAGAAGAAAUUGAAAGCCUUUUGAAGAAAAACUCAGAUUGGACAGUGGAUUGGACAAGUCGGUCUGAAAACAUCCCCCCCACCCCCGCCUCCAAAAAACUGCCUUUAAACAUCUUUAAACACCAAACAAAGCACACAGCCUCUCUCGGCAGGAGGAGCGUGUGUCUUAGGAAGAAAGGGGGCAUUUUCUCAGCAGAAUUUCUAAGCGUUUUCCUUCCAUCUCUGCUGCUCUCACAUCACUGGCCAGUGGCUUGGGGAUCGUAUUGGAAAGCAUCUGGCCACCAGUGUCUUUUGAUGGAGACUUGGACUCUGGCUGUUGCACACGGUGGAGAUUGUCUACUAAAGGCUACACCGAACUCUGCUAUUUAUUCUUUGCGAAGCAGGAACUAG
Molecule: messenger RNA, 774 nt
Organism: Globicephala melas (long-finned pilot whale)
Lineage: Eukaryota; Metazoa; Chordata; Mammalia; Artiodactyla; Delphinidae
Source: RefSeq, a predicted model, not a curated record